AUGUUGUAUAGCAGGAAAUAUAGUGUAGAUCUUGAAGUUUCUUCUCAGUUACUAAUCCACCAUCCGAUUGUCCGUGAGCUCGAACAAGUUGAAGAAGAGAAUAUUCACAUGCCUCCUCCUAGGAAACGUUCUCCUCGCGCUAUCAAACGGAAACCCAAAACACCGACCACUUUAGUCGAAGAGUUUCUAGACGAGAAUUCUCAGAUUCGCCAUCUUUUCUUUCCUGAUAUGAAAUCAGCUUUCGGUCCCACCAAGGAUAGUAAUGAUACAUUGCACUACUUCUUCCCUGGAAAAAUUUGGCUGGACACGGAAGGGGAUCCGAUUCAAGCACAUGGCGGUGGCAUUUUGUAUGAUGAAAGAUCUAAGAUUUACUACUGGUAUGGCGAAUAUAAAGAUGGACCGACUUAUCAUUCUCACAAGAAAGGACCCGCUCGAGUUGAUAUAAUCGGCGUUGGAUGCUACUCAUCGAAAGACUUAUGGAUAUGGAAAAACGAAGGCGUUGUAUUAGCUGCCGAAGAAACAGAUGAAACACAUGACUUACACAAAUCCAAUGUUCUUGAGCGACCUAAAGUAAUUUACAAUUCAGAAACCGGGAAAUACGUGAUGUGGAUGCAUAUUGACGAUGCAAACUACACUAAAGCUUCGGUUGGUGUAGCCAUUAGCGACAACCCAACAGGUCCGUUCGAUUACUUAUACAGCAAAUCGCCACACGGAUUCGACAGUAGAGACAUGACUGUCUUCAAAGACGAUGAUAACAUCGCCUACUUGAUAUAUUCGUCAGAGGACAACAGCGUGCUACACAUCGGUCCUCUAACCGAUAACUACCUCGAUGUGAAACCGGUAAUGAAGAGAAUCAUGGUGGGACAACACAGAGAAGCUCCGGCUAUCUUCAAACACCUAAACACUUACUACAUGAUCACAUCUGGUUGCACCGGAUGGGCACCAAACGAAGCAUUGGCUCAUGCCGCUGAAUCGAUAAUGGGCCCGUGGGAGACAUUGGGGAAUCCAUGUGUUGGCGGGAACAAGGUUUUUCGAUUGACUACGUUUUUCGCGCAGAGCACGUACGUGAUACCGUUACCAGGUGUUCCUGGUGCGUUUAUAUUUAUGGCGGAUAGGUGGAAUCCGGCGGAUUUGAGGGAUUCGAGAUAUUUGUGGUUACCGUUGAUAGUUGGUGGACCGGCUGAUCGGCCUCUUGAGUUUAAUUUCGGGUUUCCGAUGUGGUCGAGAGUUUCUGUAUAUUGGCAUAGACAAUGGAGGUUGCCUUCAGGAGGAGGGAAGAAGAUUGCUUAA
Messenger RNA from Arabis nemorensis, 1290 nucleotides. NCBI's taxonomy places the organism in Eukaryota, Viridiplantae, Streptophyta, Magnoliopsida, Brassicales, Brassicaceae. The record is from the annotation of a GenBank genome assembly.